AUGUCUGUGGCUUGGUUGUCCACCGAGGAUGCUAAUCCGGAGCCGAAGAGGGCUAGAGUUGAUAUCCAAUCGGCACUAAGUUUUUUGGAUGAGGAUAAUAUCAAAACCAUACAGCCUCAUAAUAAUGCUUUAGUGGUCAUGCUUAGGAUGGGGGGGUAUGACGUGAAGAGGGUGAUGGUGGACCAAUGCAGUGGCGCUGAGAUUAUGUAUCUUGACUUGUACAAGGGGCUAAACUUGAGACCCGAGGACUUAACAGUCUACGACUCUCCUUUGGCGAGUUUUGACGGAAAUGUUGUCGUUCCUAAGGGUCAGAUCAGACUACCCAUGCAGGCUGGUUCAGUAGUGGUAGAGGUGGACUUCAUCGUGGUGGACGCUUAUUCCCUCUACACGGCCAUUAUGGUCAGACCCUGGUUUCAUGCCCUAAGAGCUGUCUCUUCUACUUUGCACCAAAAGGUGAAAUAUCCAUCGAGGGGCCAAAUUGAAAAAAUUGUUGGGAGUCAGUCCUCGGCUAGGUAA
This is a messenger RNA of Quercus lobata, 516 nucleotides long. RefSeq lists its product as uncharacterized. NCBI's taxonomy places the organism in Eukaryota, Viridiplantae, Streptophyta, Magnoliopsida, Fagales, Fagaceae. The transcript has a single exon. The record is from RefSeq and is a predicted model, not a curated record. Bases 1 to 516 code for a protein of 171 amino acids.